AUGCCGCAGGCUGCACGAUGGGCGGGUACUCCCUCCAUCAAGGGUCGCUCUGAGUCCACUCGGAUGGCCCUGUUGACGUUCAGUUUGGUGGGCUUGCAAUUCACUUGGGGCGUUGAGAUGACAUAUUUCACCCCGUACCUUCUACAACUCGGUUUAACCAAGUCCAAGACAUCGUUGGUGUGGAUCGCCGGCCCGUUGUCGGGAUUGAUCAUCCAGCCUCUGAUUGGAGUUAUUGCGGAUCGCUCCCGGUCGAAAUGGGGCCGUCGGAGACCCUUUAUGGUCGGCGGUUCCUUUCUCGUGGCAUUAUGUCUGUUUGUCUUGGGAUGGACGGCGGAGAUUGUUGCCGUCUUCGUGAAAGAACCGGAAAAGGCUAAAAAUGUCAUGGUUGCCGUAGCCAUCUUGAGUAUAUAUGCUGUUGAUUUCUCCAUUAAUAUUGUACAAGCAUGUUGUCGCAGUUUGGUUGUAGAUACGCUAUCGAUUCCAUCGCAGCAAGCUGGAUCCGCAUGGGCGGGCAGAAUGUGCGCCAUCGGUCAGCUUUUGAGCUAUGUGGUCGGCUCUAUUGAUACCGUGAGCAUCUUUGGGAGUAUUAUUGGCGACACUCAGUUUAAGCAAAUGACGGUCAUCGCGGGCUUGUUCUUGAUUGGCGCUGUGUCGGUCACAUCGUACUCUGUGAAAGAGCGAGUGCUGCUCUCAGCGAGGGAUUCUGAUGGCAAAGCGGGUGCGGUCCAAGUGCUCUCCACACUGUUCAAGACGACUAUGGAGCUCCCGCCUCGCAUCCAAGCUAUUUGCUGGGCUCAGUUCUGGGCUUGGAUUGGCUGGUUCCCUUUUCUGUUCUACAGCACCACUUGGGUGGGCGAGACCUACUUCCGCUAUGAAGUACCCAAAGAGCGGAUUACGAAGACGACCGAUAUGCUGGGUGAGGUGGGCCGCAUUGGUAGUUUGUCGCUGGUGGUGUUCUCCUUCAUCACAUUUCUGAGUUCCGUGCUCAUCCCGUUCUGUGUGCAACAACGGGAUACCAAGCGGGCGCGAUUCCCUCCGCGACCUCCUCGAAAAGUGGCCGCCGUCCUCAAGGCGAUCGGCGCAGUGCGGCCAGACUUGCAGACUGCAUGGCUCUUGUCCCAUCUCAUGUUCGCUAUUAUGAUGAUCUUCGCGCCACUGGCGCAUUCCCGGGCUUUCGCAACGUUCUUAGUCGCCGUGUGCGGUAUACCGUGGGCGAUCAGUAGCUGGGCGCCCUACGCGUUCAUGGGGGUGGAGAUCAACAAGCUGACGAUGAACGGCGCCGCGCCUAUGGGCCCGCCGCCUUCGCACUCGGGUGCGGUGACUAUGAUCACGUCGGCCAGUCUGCGCGCCAACGCGGCCGACUCCGAGCUGGAUGUGCUACGGCUCAACCACCACGAUACGGACAGUGAUACAGACAACGACGACGAGGAAGACCCGUCGUCGAACAUCCCAUCAACCGGCGAGCUGGCGGGUAUUUAUCUCGGGGUGCUGAAUGUCUACACGACACUGCCGCAGUUCGUCGGCACGCUCAUCAGCUGGCUCGUCUUCAGUGUACUCGAGCCGGGCGCCCAGUCCAAGAAUGACUCGGACCCGUCGGACAUGCAGUGGAUGAACCUUGACAAAAACAAGCCCAACGCCAUUGCCAUCUGCCUCUUGAUCGGGGCGCUCAGCGCGAUCGUGGCGGCCGAGGCGACUCGCCGGUUCCGCUCGGUGUGUUGA
Messenger RNA from Penicillium alfredii, 1719 nucleotides. RefSeq names its product putative sucrose transporter. The transcript is spliced from 8 exons. Lineage: Eukaryota; Fungi; Ascomycota; Eurotiomycetes; Eurotiales; Aspergillaceae. Gene Ontology annotation, cellular component: membrane. The record is from RefSeq and is a predicted model, not a curated record. Gene Ontology annotation, molecular function: sucrose:proton symporter activity. The coding region runs from base 1 to 1719 and encodes 572 amino acids.